Messenger RNA from Calidris pugnax (ruff), 2357 nucleotides. RefSeq lists its product as uncharacterized. The record is from RefSeq and is a predicted model, not a curated record. Gene Ontology annotation, cellular component: plasma membrane. Gene Ontology annotation, molecular function: G protein-coupled receptor activity. Gene Ontology annotation, biological process: adenylate cyclase-activating G protein-coupled receptor signaling pathway. NCBI's taxonomy places the organism in Eukaryota, Metazoa, Chordata, Aves, Charadriiformes, Scolopacidae. The coding region runs from base 616 to 1833 and encodes 405 amino acids. The transcript is spliced from 11 exons.
UUCCAACUCUAAAAAAUUCAGUGAAAUUCAGUGAAAUCUUUAAGGUCCCUUCCAACCUAGAAGAUUCUGUGAUUCUGUAAAGGCUUGUGUCUGCAGGAAACCCUCUGCAGAGACCUGGGGAAGCCACCGCAUCCCUCAGGCCCCCCCAGCGUGUCCCAGCAGAAGGGGUUUCCCUUAUGCCAGAGAUGGGGGGGCAACACCAUGGGGGUGCUGCAAGAGGUGGCCACGGCUGCUGGCCAAGGGGUCCCAGCUUCCCAUCUGGGGCUUUGCUCGCCCAAACGGUGCUUCCCAGGGCUCCUGCUCCGUGGUCCCUGUGUGACUCACCGGCCACGGGACCGUCCGGCUCCGGCGGUCGCUCCGGUUCCUCCGUGGUGGCCCCACGCUCUGAUCUGCCAGCCCUUCUCAGCCCCGAGCGGGACGCGGCUCCUCGGCUCUCCCCAGCCCCAGGCGAGGGAAACCCGGGUCCCAUGGCCAGGCAAGCUCGGGGGGGGGCUCCUGGGAACCCCCCUCCUGCAGCCACCACCGAGGGGCUGAGCGCCCCGGGGCUGGUGAAGAACUGGCCACUGGCCCCUCCGCUUUGGGAAGGGCUCCUGGGCACAGCCUUUGGGGGAAAACAUGUUUUUCUCUCAAAUUUGCCCGCUCCAUGGUGGCACACGGGCACCUGUCGCUGCUUCGGCCGGGGAUGCCCAAACCUCUGUGUCCCCCCAAACCUCUGUGUCCCCCCACACCGUGGGGCAACCGAGGGUCCCGCCGUGGCUCCUCUCGAUCUCUCUCCCCCAGGUCUUCCUGCUGACGUGCAUCUACCUGCCGGCCUCGCUGCUGAGCCUCCUGGGCAGUGGGUCGGUCCUCACCGUCACCUCCCGGCGCAGGCGAUGCUGCCACAUCCAGCUUCGCCCCCUUUUCCUCCUCGCCCUGGCGGAUUUCCUGGCCGCCGCGGCGGUGCUGGGCACGGCCACCAUCCAGCUGCUGCCAGCCCGGCUCUUCAUCCCCGCGUACGCUGCCUGCCCCUACGGACAGAUGCUGGCCACGACCUUCUACGCCGUCUCGUUCCUGAUGGUCAUCGUCUACGCGUACGAAGCCUAUCGCACCGUCCAGGGCUGGAGAGCCUGGCACGUCGCAGCGCUGCAGGAGAGGAGCGAGUGCCUGGAGAGCCUGUGGCAGGGGCUGCCCUACAUCUUGGCCUGGCUGGUGCCGGCGCUCACCCUCCUGGGGCAGCUGAUCGCCCACGGCACCUCCACCACCACCGACAUCGCCCCAAAACCCAUCGAGCCCGUCCUGCCGUGGAGAGGAAACUGCUCCAAUGAGACCUACAGCCUUUACUGCUCCAGCUGCCUGCUCCUCAUCCGCCGGGCCCAGGAUAUCUGCUUCCAGUACGUGGGUAGGAAGGACGUGGGCCUGGAGGGCAAAAUCAUCUUCUUCUUGUACCUGCUGCUGGUGCUGAGCUGCUGCACGCUCCUCUACCGCCGGGUGAAGCUCUGGUGCCGGAGGAACGCGGCGGAGCCCCUGCUCACCCUGGAGAAGGACGGCUUCGCAGGCAGGAGCAUCCGCAGCGUCAGCAGGGUCUCCCACUACUUCCAGCUGGUUUUCCUGCUCUGCUGGGCACCAGCCUUCCUCCUCACCCUCCUCUCCUUCACCAGCAUCAAACCUUCUUCGGUCUUUGUCCUCUACAUUGCUACGGCCCUGACCGUCUCCCUCCAGGGCUUCCUCCACAGCUUGGUCUAUGGCUGGAUGAGGAGAAACUUCCGUCAGGAGGCGGUGGACGGAAGACCCUCCCUGCAGCACCCCCGGGGCCUCCAGGCUUUCUAUGAUGAGUCCCUGGGGGCUGGUCCUUAGGCUGCCCCCCAGCCUGGGCUGCCCCAAAGCCUGGGUGGGAUUUACACUGUCCCAGGAAGCUCCACACAGCCCAUCCAUGGCCGGGCAGGAUCUCCCCAGGCUCGUCCCUUCGUGCCUGGAAGGGCUGGAGCAAGGGCAGGUUCCCCCCCGUGCUGGGUGCUGCGGUGGCUCUGUCCCCAUGAGAAUCCCACCUGUAGGGCCUUGGCUUCCCACCCCCCUGCACCAUGGAGACACCAAAACCAGGAGAGACCCAUUGGGAGGUGGGACAGACUGGAAGAAGGAUGUCCCUGAUCUGUACCACCUCUCAGCCAUCAGCAGCAGAAGGGCUCCACAGGCCCAGGAGCACUCAGGUGCCGUGGGACAAGGCUGGUGGCAUGUAAAUUUGGCAACCCCCAGACCUUCCAGUGACUGAGCAUGGACUGUGGCUGCCCCAGGGGAGGUGGUGGCUCUUUCUGGUUUGUUGGGGCUUGUUUGGGUUCUGCUUUCUGCCAGAGCAAUCCCAGUUUCUCCGCGGGGCUCAGGAG